GCGCAUCGCUGAACCCAACACUUUCUCAUCCAAGCUAGUGUUCAUCAUGCCACCCAAAAAGCCUGAGCCAAAGAAGGAAGAACCCAAGCCUGUGCCCAAAGCUCCAGAGCCCGAGCCACCCAAGGAGCCUUUAUUUGACCCCUCCACUGUCACAAUUGAAUUCAGUGUAGAUCAAAUUGAAGAAUUUAAGGAAGCCUUUUCCCUCUUUGAUCGGACCCCUACAUGUGAGCAAAAAAUCACCUAUGGGCAGUGCGGAGACGUCCUGAGAGCUUUGGGACAGAAUCCAACCAAUGCAGAAGUUUUAAAAGUCCUUGGCAAGCCAAAAGCUGAAGAAUUAAAUCUUAAGCUGAUGGAUUUUGAUACAUUCCUGCCCAUGCUCCAACACAUUUCCAAGUCAAAGGAGAAGGGGACAUACGAAGACUUUGUUGAAGGGCUGCGUGUGUUUGAUAAGGAAGGAAAUGGUACGGUAAUGGGAGCUGAAAUCCGUCACGUCUUGGCUACUCUCGGGGAAAGAAUGACAGAAGAAGAGGUAGACAGGUUACUGCAGGGGCAAGAAGACCCAAAUGGACUCAUCAAUUAUGAUGCCUUUGCGAAGUACAUCUUGGCAAACUGAGCACAAGGUAAUAUUGUUGGAAUUUGCCAAAUAUUAGAACUCAUUUUGAAAACCAAUGCUGCAGAAAUUCUAGUUGCCAUAUUUUGAAUCCAACAAUCAUAACAAGGGUUGACACGCAUAUAAUUACACAGGAACACCAUUCAGAAACACACGGAGAUCACAGGGUUGUUCAGCUCUGCAUCCAAUGAACCAAUAAAAUCACUGACCUACUCUUCCAAA
Molecule: messenger RNA, 832 nt
Organism: Xenopus laevis (African clawed frog)
Lineage: Eukaryota; Metazoa; Chordata; Amphibia; Anura; Pipidae
Gene: myl3.S
Product: myosin light chain 3 S homeolog
Cellular component (GO): myosin II complex
Molecular function (GO): calcium ion binding
Source: RefSeq, marked provisional